Penicillium concentricum is the source of this 864-nucleotide messenger RNA. RefSeq lists its product as uncharacterized. Lineage: Eukaryota; Fungi; Ascomycota; Eurotiomycetes; Eurotiales; Aspergillaceae. The transcript has 6 exons. Bases 1 to 864 code for a protein of 287 amino acids. The record is from RefSeq and is a predicted model, not a curated record.
AUGAACUCUUUCUCUCCUCGAGAUUUCCAGGAGUGGGUAGAUCGACGUCAAAGCACCAUAUCUGCCUCCACCGUGUCGUCUGCGUCAACGAGUAUCCUCUUCCCGAGCCCUGCGACAUCUCCAGGGUCCAGCUCGAGGAAGCAAUCCUGGCAGUUCUACGAUGAUGUCGUGCGGCUCGAGCUGACUCCUUCCGUGCAAAUUUCCUUUGUCAAAAAUGGCCAGCUAUUCAAGCUGAAAUACAAAUUCAUUGAUAUCUGCAAGGACUCAACGGGCGCAUUGAGAUGUCUCGAACUCGGGGGAGGACUAGGCCAGCAAACACCUUUUGUCCACGCCUUCUCCAAUACAAAACUGCCAGUUCCUCACCUAGAGCACCCCAAAUCAGGCGACGAUUACCCUCUUCGCGUGUCCUUUAUGGAUCAGCAAACGGUCCAAACGGCAAACACGAUAUUUAUGACGCAGCUAUCAUAUAAAUUUGAUCACUGGGAUGAUUGUGUACGAUUCCAAGAACUCCUGCUCGGCUCCAAGUUGGUGUUUAUCGGCGGAAUGGCCGAGGCCAAGUCCAAAGGCCGAGGUGAAGAGUGCAUCAGCCAAAAUCUUCGCAUCCUCCGUGGAUAUAACGGGAAACGUGUGAUGUUGUACUUUGCCAACUCGCAACGGAGGGAGCUCAAACGAUACGUUUCCAUCCCCUUAAACUGUAUUGCGGCAAUUAAACCUCCGAAGAAGGCCGGCCGGCCGGCCAUGAUUGAUCUAAAUCCGAACUUCGAUAUUCUAUCUCAAAUGAGAAAUUUUACGAUCCAGUUUCUUGACGAUGCUGACUGCGCAGCAUUUUGUCAGAUGUUAUCAUACGACCUGACUAUUGGGUGA